GUGGUGGGGAAGCUCCUGGUAACAAAGCUCCAACAGGCUUCAAUAUUCCUCUUCUCUCCUCCUCAUCUUCCUCCUUCUUCUUGUUUGCUUUCUACUAUCCUGCCUUUUAUUCAAACCCCUCCCCUGUACGCCUGGUUCUCCGUGUGGCUCGUUACACGUGCUCUAGUCAAGGGCCGUGGACUCCGCGAUGACCUCCGAACCGGCUGAGGAAGCUAUCACCAGCUUCAUUAGUUUCACAAAUACUUCGCGUGAACAGGCCAUCAGCUUCCUAAAAGUCCCUCUACCCUAAUCGCUACCGAUUCCCGAUCGAUCUAACGCAUUCUCUCAUGCAGGCUAACGACCUCGACUCGAAUAAAGCCAUCAAUGCUUACUUCGAAGACCCCACCGGCCCCCAGCUUCCCUCAACAGCAUACCAAAUCGAACAUACUGACGCAGUUCCGGUAUCUCCAACCCUUGUCCCUCUUUCGCGACCGCCAUCUGCCUUGAACCUCAAAGACUCGACGCAUCCGACCGAAUUAUCACCUGCGCAAGCGCCAACACAGAACUCGACGGCAGCGAGUCCCGGCAAUGGCUUGUCUUUGGCGGAGCAGGAGGAGCGUCAGCUUCAGCAAGCGGUGGCAAUGUCCUUGAAUCAGAAUCUGGGACAGCAAGAGACCGGGAUCACAAAUCCAAGCCAAACGUUCGGCCGUGCGACCCGAGAUUCCUACGAUGAGGGCGCCUGGGCGAUGACUCUCUUCAACUCCAGCGCUCGCGAGAUCAUCAUUAGCCCCGACCCAACAGACCGCAAGAGACAAGAAAACGAGCCAGCCUUUAUCCGUCCGUCUGAGGACUGUCUGCACUUGGGCGGACUGCUCACAAUUCUUCAUUCAAUCCCGCUUGCGCGGGAAGCCCUUUUAUAUCGGAGCGAGGUCUUAUCGAAUUACGGCCAUGACCCACAAUGGUGGAACGGACAACCUAUUAAUCUUCCCAAAAUAGUGACCAUUCAUGAUGCACCGGAGGGUGACACCGAUUGGGACGACAUCAUCCACGAAACCCAGAGACUAGUCGCUUUCCUAGAUUCUACCACCCGAUCUUUCGGUAGUGCGGAUGCUUUGGCUAGUUUGAAAUGUUUAUCCAAGUACGACUCUGAUGAUGGUGUCAGCCGGUUUUUAGAGUUAUGGCAGGAAUCCGCAGUCCGAGCUGCGCCAGGAAACCAGCUAGCCACUGUGUUCUCCUCAAUGGCAUAUAAACGACUACUGUCAACGUACGACACCCCAAUUGAGAGGCAGUUCUUUACCCUGGAACCGUUUGUGAUGCAAAGUCAUGGCCAGACACUUUACGAUGCCUUGGACAUUACCAUGUGGGCCGACAGUCCUGGGGAGGAACUUGAUGACGUGUGGCUAGAACAUGUCGCGGACGUUUUCACCAUCAAACUGAGCGGCUCAGAUACGACAAAGCCGGUUGAUGUCAAGAUCCCCGCCGUCUUCUACCCGGAUCGAUACCUCGCCAGUUGUCGAGACAUCACCCGGGAUUACCGCGCGCAAAGGCUUCGCGUCGACGAAGAGAUUCUAAAGCUUCAGACCCUUCUGGACCGGUUUUCUGCGAACAAAUCCGCCGCAGGACUCACGUCAAAGGAUCUGCUGGAGAAAGCCGCCGCUGCCGCCUCAACGAUAAUACAGCCCCAGGCUGAAUCCAAUGGGGUAUCAACCGCGGAGGAGUCAAAUUCCAAAGCACCGCAACUGGCACUUGAAUUGAAGGCGCUUUGCCAGAAGAUAGAAGACAAACUCAAACAACUGGAAGAGAGGAAGCAAAGCGCCCUAGAAACUCUCAGAGGCUAUUCAAAAUUUCUCACAGAACCAUCAGCUUCACCAAGUGAACCCCCUCUUCGCAAAUAUACCCUCCGAGGCGUGUGUACGGAGCCCCAUGUAACCUAUGUACUAAAACGAACGGAACCCCAUGGGGAUGGCGCAGAUUCCACACCUAAGCUUGACGAGGCGUAUGAGUGGUGGCGAAUCAGUUUCUCUCUCGAUGAUGCAAAGACCCGACAAGCCGAGAAAGGCCAGAGCACCACCGCGUCAAAGAACGCCGGGGUUAUAGGGUACACGGCACGGAAAGUACGCGAGAUUGAAGUCCUUCAGGCCGCGCGGGAAGAGUCGAAAACCACUCUUCUUGUCUAUGCCAGUAGUAAUGCAAUGGCGGUCAAAGAGGAGCCAGCCCCGAUGCCACUUCAGGAAUUUGUCAAUGCGGAUAACAAGACGUUCGAGACGGAAUUGCAGGCAUCCGAAGCGACUGAAAAUCCGAUGGAAGAUCCUGGUCCGGGAACGUGGGAGCAAACCGUGGGCACAAGGCCCACGUAUCCGUCGCCGUCGGUCAACGACGACGACUCUGCGGCUCGAAAAGUCAAUGUUUUCGACUACCAGGUUUCCUCUUUUGAGGAUGAAUCUGGGCCCAGGCAGGAAAUGCAGGAGCGAGGAGGACGACGGCCUUUACUCAGUCGAAGCCCAACCGCGACUGCGCAGGAUUCUAGCCCGGCUUGGAGUCAGUAAUCUAGCAGCAGGUCCCGAUUCACCUGGAAUUGGACAAACAUACAAAUUACGAUUUGAUUUCUUUGUACAUAAAGAAACGAGACGAGUUGUUCAUAUAGAGUUAUAAUCCCCAAAAGCGGUUUAGCCGAUUCCCCA
Aspergillus ochraceoroseus IBT 24754 is the source of this 2660-nucleotide messenger RNA. RefSeq lists its product as uncharacterized. The record is from RefSeq and is a predicted model, not a curated record. Gene Ontology annotation, biological process: protein deubiquitination. Lineage: Eukaryota; Fungi; Ascomycota; Eurotiomycetes; Eurotiales; Aspergillaceae. Gene Ontology annotation, cellular component: nucleus; cytosol. The transcript has 4 exons. The coding region runs from base 327 to 2525 and encodes 732 amino acids.